GUGGGGGUGAUCCUUUGGAAAACUGCACCGUGAGGUCGCCGGUGUAGCCAAGAUCCUUACUUUUUUUUUUUUUAUUAUUUCCUGCAUCUGAGCUGUGUUGACCAGCAAGCAGGUGGUAUACAGAAGUGAGGUCCUGCGAUGCAAGCCCAAGAUCUCCUGAGACAGCUGCGGAUCCCGGAGCUGGGGGAAGUGCGGCAGUACGUCCGCAGCCUCCCCACCAACACACUGAUGGGAAUGGGAGCCUUCGCCGCCGUCACCACCUACUGGUUCGCCACCCGGCCCAGGGCCCUCAAACCGCCCUGCGACCUCAGCAUGCAGUCCGUGGAGAUCGAGGGGGGCGAGUACGCCCGCAGGUCAGUGCUAAUGGACGAAGGCAAGCCCAUGACUCACUUCUACAGCGACGCUCUCACCAUGUACGAGGUGUUCCUCCGGGGUGUGCGGGUGUCCAACAACGGCCCCUGCCUGGGAUCACGCAAGCCGAACAAGCCGUACGAGUGGCUGUCCUACCAGGAGGUGGCGGACAAAGCCGAGUACCUGGGGUCCGCGCUGCUGCACAGGGGACACUCCCAGGCCGGCGACAAAUUCAUCGGUGUCUUCGCACAGAACAGGCCAGAGUGGACGAUCGCGGAGCUGGCCUGUUACACGUACUCCCUGGUGUCUGUCCCCCUAUACGACACGCUGGGCACAGAGGCCAUUGGCUACAUCAUUGACAAAGCCGCCAUCUCCACGAUAGUGUGCGACGUCCCCAACAAAGCCAGCCUCAUCAUGGACUGCGUGUCGGGCCGGGAGCACACGGUCCGCACCAUCAUCCUCAUGGAGCCCUUCGACGCCGACCUGGUGGCCAGAGGGCAGAAGUGUGGCAUCGAGAUCCUCAGCCUGAAGGACGUGGAGGGUAUAGGGAAGGUCAACCACAGGAAACCUUUGCCCCCCAACCCGGACGACCUGGCUAUCAUCUGCUUCACCAGCGGAACCACAGGAAACCCAAAGGGUGCCAUGCUCACGCACAGAAACGUGGUGUCCAACUGCUCUGCCUUCAUUAAAAUAACCCAGGGUGAGCUCCGGCCCUGUCCGGACGACGUCCUCAUCUCCUUCCUGCCUCUGGCGCACAUGUUUGAGAGAGUCGUGGAGGGGGUCAUCCUGUGCCAUGGAGGCCGGAUCGGUUUCUUCCAGGGGGACAUCCGGCUCCUCAUGGACGACCUGAAGAUGCUGCGGCCAACCGUGUUCCCCGUGGUGCCCCGCCUGCUCAACCGCAUGUUCGACAAGAUAUUCGGACAGGCCAACACCCCGUUGAAGAGGUGGCUGCUGGACUUUGCCUCCAGGAGAAAGGAGGCGGAGCUUCGGAGCGGGGUCGUGAGGAAGGACAGCAUGUGGGACAAACUCAUCUUCAGCAAAGUGCAGGCCAGCUUGGGAGGACGUGUUCGGCUAAUGAUCACUGGGGCAGCCCCCGUGUCCCCGACUGUACUGACAUUCCUGCGUGCGGCACUGGGCUGCCAGUUCUAUGAGGGGUAUGGCCAGACGGAAUGUACGGCAGGGUGCACAAUGUCCAUGCCUGGGGAUUGGACAGCAGGUCACGUUGGGGCUCCACUGCCCUGCAACACUGUGAAGCUUGUGGAUGUGCCAGAUAUGAAUUAUAAUGCAGCCAAUGGAGAAGGAGAGGUGUGUGUGAAAGGACCAAACGUUUUCCAGGGCUACCUGGAGGACCCAGAGAAAACCGCAGAAGCCAUCGAUAAGGACGGCUGGCUCCACACGGGUGACAUCGGAAAGUGGCUUCCCAACGGCACUCUGAAGAUCGUGGACAGGAAGAAGCACAUCUUCAAGCUGGCCCAGGGCGAGUACAUCGCGCCCGAGAAGAUCGAGAACAUCUACAUCCGCAGCGACCCCGUGGCGCAGGCGUUUGUUCACGGGGACAGCCUGCAGGCAUGCCUGGUGGCCGUCAUAGUGCCAGACCCUGACAUCGUGCCUGGCUGGGCCAAGAAGAGGGGCUUCGAGGGGUCCUACGCCGACCUGUGCAAGAGCAAGGAGCUGAAGACGGCCAUCUUGGAGGACAUACUGAGACUGGGCAAAGAGGGAGGUCUGAAGUCCUUUGAGCAGGUGAAGGACAUUGCUCUGCACCCUGAGAUGUUCUCCGUCCAGAACGGCCUCCUGACCCCAACCCUGAAGGCCAAGCGGGCCGAACUGAGGAACUUCUUCAGGGAGCAGAUCGACCAGCUCUACUCCAAAAUCAAGAUGUAGCACAUAAUAGGGGCCACGAUGGCGGGGGGGGUUUGGUGGCCCACAAUCAACCAGAAGCCAUAGCCCCAUUUGCCCUCGUGCCGGUUGCCAAGGAGACGGCGUAAUCAUCUCACAGGCCUUUUUUUUUUUUUUCCUUUUUAAAAUCUGGCAGAUGUUGACAUGCGGUCGGACCCCCGCCCCCGGUCCGAACGGUCAACGGGCAGGAACGACAGAGACGACAGGAUGAGAAUGGAGGAAACCAUUGCCUUAUUCGCACCCGCGUGUUGGUCGAAUGCCUUACCUUACCCCCCGUGUGAAGCACAGAACAGCUUCCCCUGCUGCUGGCUGCGAGGAUUUGCUGCCUGGGGUUACUCUGAUGGUUUCCUGUAACCAAUUACUAAGGUCCGUUAAAGGGCACCUAUGGCUGUUAUCUUGCUUUUUAAAUGAUCUUCUAACGCGUAUCUCUAUGUGGAGCUUAAAAAACGAAUUUUAAGUUUUACAUGAAAAAAGAAGAAAUCUAUGAAGAACCCCAGGCAGAGUGUGGUUGGAUUUACCAACUGCCAAUAAGUCAAUAGGCUUACGAGGCUGAUAUGUAACAAUAUGUAAAAACGUUGCACGUCCAACAAAACUCUUCCCCUGGGUUUGUACCUAACCAUCCUAGGUGCCAUUUAAGCUACACAUUUCAUAUAGGUCUGUUACCUGCUGCAGAGCCUGAUUGCUACUUCGUUGUUUGUUGGAAGCACUAAGCUUGUCACCACAGUGACUGGGAUUGGGGGGUGGGGGGGGAUGUUACUGUGUGAAUUGCAAUCUUGCCUCAGUUUUUAAUUGCAGUAUGUAUAUAGCUACCUAUUUAAAUAUGUUUUUGUUCUUUUUUUUUUUUUAAAUGAGUUAUGAAUAUUUAAUGUCAUCGGUGGAUGUAAAUUAUGCUACAGUGAAUCAGUAGGCUGAAAUCGGGUGACUGCCGGUGGAGGAGGUAGGCAUUGUGUGUUGUUGCUCCAGUUCCUGUUCUUUGUCGUUUUGUUCUAACCUUGGACCUAUUCAGCGGGGAGAGAGAGAGAGAGAGAGCGGGAUUCUGCUGGAGAAUAGCGCUGUCUGCAGCCUGUAGUGAUAGGAACAUGAGUGCUUCAUCGUGCUGGUUUUAAUCGUGGGUUUGUGCAACGUGUUUCUGUGUGUCUGUUACCAGAUAGAAUUUCUUUCUUUUUUUUUUUAACAAAAUGAAUUCUCUUUUUGGAGGGGUGGGGUGGGGGUUUUGUGGUGUGCCAUGAACUGACUGGAGUGCCAGAAUGGACAAAAAAAUGUAUGAAGUAUGACGUUGACAAGCUAUUCACACACACACGCACGC
Messenger RNA from Megalops cyprinoides (Indo-Pacific tarpon), 3553 nucleotides. It is a transcript of the gene acsl1a, whose product is annotated as acyl-CoA synthetase long chain family member 1a. The record is from RefSeq and is a predicted model, not a curated record. The coding region runs from base 139 to 2232 and encodes 697 amino acids. Gene Ontology annotation, cellular component: membrane; endoplasmic reticulum. The transcript is spliced from 21 exons. Gene Ontology annotation, biological process: long-chain fatty-acyl-CoA biosynthetic process; very long-chain fatty acid metabolic process; long-chain fatty acid metabolic process. Lineage: Eukaryota; Metazoa; Chordata; Actinopteri; Elopiformes; Megalopidae. Gene Ontology annotation, molecular function: arachidonate-CoA ligase activity.